AUGUCGCUCAAGUUCUCCAUCGACGAGACGGAUCCGUUCUUGAAGAAGGUUGAAGGCCGUUAUUCCGACUGGAAAGCAUUCAAUAUACUUUGCCAAUUCCUUUUACAAGAUGAUCUCUCUGUGAGACAGGCCGUCAGUCUCUUGCAUAAUAUACUUCCAACAAAGAAGGAAGAAAAUCUAGGAGGACAACCGGGAAUGCUUGUUUGCGUACUUUUGGACAUUGCACGACAAAUCCCAUACUCCCACCCGGCGCAGAUCCAGUUGGUACGGCUCGUGGGAGAGCUAAGAAAGUCAGACAGGCUGACCUUCCAUGCCAUUGAUUAUGAUCAGGGAUACUCCUUUUAUACGAGCAUGCCUGAUUUAGGAAUGACCUUGCGAGAAUGGUCGCCAUGGACUAUGGGGUUUGAUGAAGUGGCACACGGUGUCAAUAUGGCUGCAUUUGCGGCUCGUCUGUCAGCCAGUGGAAUAAUAAACGGAAUCUCAUUUGCAAUAUGGGAUAUGAGAGAUAAUCUAGAAGAAGAUGAUGAGAGUGACCUUGAGCACUACUCUGAAUACAUCAGCUGCGCAGCAAUGUGGAUCUUAUGUUCUGGACAGUGGUUUUUUACCGAGAUGGUCUACGUUCAACGUAGUCCAGCUGAUCUUGCGGAGGUGGGACCAAGUUGGAGAACUGGAUCACUUUACAAAGGUCCCAUCCUCGGCUUGGAAAGAUGGAAAUUUUGGCAAAAGGCAUUUAUUGCGGCUGCAGAAAGCGUUCAUGCCAAUGAGGAAUGCAAAACAUUGUCGCUUAAGUCUGCCAAUAUCAUGCAGGCUUUGGCGGAGAAUGUCACUUGGUGA
This is a messenger RNA of Talaromyces marneffei, 834 nucleotides long. RefSeq lists its product as uncharacterized. NCBI's taxonomy places the organism in Eukaryota, Fungi, Ascomycota, Eurotiomycetes, Eurotiales, Trichocomaceae. The coding region runs from base 1 to 834 and encodes 277 amino acids. The transcript is spliced from 3 exons. The record is from RefSeq and is a predicted model, not a curated record.